Messenger RNA from Rattus norvegicus (Norway rat), 1187 nucleotides. RefSeq names its product secretion associated, Ras related GTPase 1B (gene Sar1b). Lineage: Eukaryota; Metazoa; Chordata; Mammalia; Rodentia; Muridae. Bases 117 to 713 code for a protein of 198 amino acids. Gene Ontology annotation, cellular component: Golgi cisterna membrane; endoplasmic reticulum exit site; lysosomal membrane. The record is from RefSeq and is marked validated. Gene Ontology annotation, molecular function: amino acid sensor activity; GTP binding; G protein activity. Gene Ontology annotation, biological process: regulation of TORC1 signaling; endoplasmic reticulum to Golgi vesicle-mediated transport; COPII vesicle coat assembly. The transcript is spliced from 7 exons.
GAGGAGAGCUGGGGCCCUGGCAGCCAUAGCGCUUUGCACAGCCGGCUCAGAGCGUGUAGGACGGGCACGGAGCAGGGUUGCGUUCUCUGGAGUCGCAGACCCUGUAAGAUCUGGAUAUGUCCUUCAUAUUUGACUGGAUUUACAGUGGUUUCAGCAGUGUGCUGCAGUUUCUAGGAUUGUAUAAAAAAACUGGUAAACUGGUAUUCCUUGGAUUGGAUAAUGCCGGGAAAACAACGUUGCUACACAUGCUGAAAGAUGACAGGCUUGGCCAGCACGUCCCAACACUACAUCCCACUUCAGAGGAGCUCACUAUUGCUGGCAUGACGUUUACAACUUUUGAUCUGGGUGGGCAUUUGCAAGCCCGAAGAGUAUGGAAAAACUACCUUCCUGCUAUCAAUGGCAUUGUAUUUCUUGUGGAUUGUGCAGACCAUGAAAGGCUGUUAGAAUCAAAAGAAGAACUUGAUUCACUAAUGACAGAUGAAACCAUUGCCAACGUGCCUAUCCUAAUUCUUGGAAACAAGAUCGACAGGCCUGAAGCCAUAAGUGAAGAGAGGUUACGAGAGAUGUUUGGUUUAUAUGGUCAGACAACAGGAAAGGGCAGUGUGUCACUGAAGGAGCUGAAUGCCCGGCCUCUGGAAGUGUUCAUGUGCAGUGUGCUAAAAAGGCAGGGCUACGGGGAAGGCUUCCGCUGGAUGGCGCAGUACAUCGACUAGCAGCGGCCGGCCCACACUUCCAGCCCUCAGACCCAUCCCCAACAUGCAUAACUUGAAUUCAAUAGACUUUUGUUGGUUUCAGAAUAGGUGUUUUUAGAUUAUUAAUAUAUCUACCUGAGUGGGAAUUGCAAACUGAUUCAAGUUUGAAUAUCACAAUGUUAGCUUUCUAAUUCCACACAGAUAGUUUUUACAGUUUCUAACCCCACAUCAACCCAUCACCGUUUAUAAAGACCAGCUUCCCAUCGGUACAUUUGAAGCACUUUUUAACGAUGUGAGACUACAAAUACAAACCAUAUUUAAAAGCUCAUCAUGUGAAACUUUUAUGUACUUUUUGGAAAUAGUUUUUCAAUUUAGAUUGUCUGCCUAUCUUGUGUACAGUUAAAAUCCGCUUAUCAGUGAUUGCAUGAUGCUUUACUGUUUUCAAGACUUUUUCUUAUGCAAACGUCAUGCAAUAAAACAAACUCCAACGUUUGG